ACAGGACGCAUGCAGCUGCCUUCCAUCAUGCUGCUCCUCCUUCUUCCCCUCCUCUUUUCCUCUCCAUCAAUCUCCACCGCACAAGAUUUCGACUUCUUCUACUUCGUCCUGCAGUGGCCGGGCUCUUACUGCGACACCAAGCAAAGCUGCUGCUAUCCGACCGCCGGAAAGCCCACGGCCGACUUCGGCAUCCAUGGGCUCUGGCCGAAUUACGCCGACGGAUCUUAUCCAUCGAAUUGCGAUUCCGGCAACGCUUACGAUGCCUCACAGAUCGGAGAUUUAAUAGGGAGCUUGAGAUCGAAGUGGCCCAGUCUGGCUUGCCCCAGCGGCGACGGCUCCACCUUCUGGAGACACGAGUGGGAGAAGCACGGGACGUGCUCGGAGUCCGUCCUCGACCAGCACGCCUACUUCCAAGCCUCCCUCCGCCUCAAGAGCCAAAUCAACCUCCUCCAAGUACUGCAAGAUGCAGGGAUACGGCCGGAUGGGGGAUUUUAUAGCAUCAGGGGGAUAUCGAGUGCGAUCAGGGACGGGAUCGGCUUCGAACCAGGGGUGGAGUGCAACGUCGACGAGGCCGGGAAUCGGCAGCUGUAUCAGGUGUACGUGUGCGUCGACGCGACGGGGAAGCGGCUCAUCGACUGCCCGGUUUUGCCCGCCAGCAAAUGCUCUUCCCGCGUGGAGUUCCCGCCGUUCUAGUACAAAUGAUUGUGUGUUUAUAUAUAAUGCAUGGUUAAUUAAUUAUAAUGUAGAUGGAUUCCAUAUUAAGAAAUAUUAAAUAUAUAUUUGUAUUGAACCUUAA
This is a messenger RNA of Zingiber officinale, 796 nucleotides long. Its product is annotated as ribonuclease 1-like. The coding region runs from base 10 to 693 and encodes 227 amino acids. Gene Ontology annotation, cellular component: extracellular region. The record is from RefSeq and is a predicted model, not a curated record. Gene Ontology annotation, biological process: RNA catabolic process. The transcript is spliced from 4 exons. Gene Ontology annotation, molecular function: RNA binding; ribonuclease T2 activity. Lineage: Eukaryota; Viridiplantae; Streptophyta; Magnoliopsida; Zingiberales; Zingiberaceae.